AUAGUGCUUUAUACUGACUGACAAUGACACAUUCUAUGUGGGAAGGUGGCAACUUCAGAUUUAUAUUUUUAUCCUCUGAAGAUCAUUUCAGUCUCGUUUUUAACCAGAAAAACACAGGAAGACAGCGGCUGACUACAGAGGUGCAAGGAAUGCCUAAAUCUGAGAGAGAGGGUGACAAAAGAGCGAGUGGGAGAGAAAAUGAACGACGGGAUGCAUCUCCCCCUCUUUUAUACAAAUCUUCUUCCCCACAGCCGGUGGAACAUCUUUCUUCUGGGGUCCGUUGUAGAGCUGCUGAUGAGUUUGAACGGAUGCAGUUUCUUCAGCUGAUGUUUCAGAAUUUCCAGACCGUUCCGAUCAGGCCAUCUGUACUUCGCUCUCCGGCUCUCCAGCUUCAGGCAAAUGAGGGCAACCCAAUAGUCAUGAACAAAAGAAAAGACAUAGGUCACAGUGCGCAGACUUUCAUGCAAGCUGUCUCUGGAUCAAGCCAGCACAGGAAACAAUCUUCCAGCUUUCAUUCUCACAGCCCAGUCGAGUCAGAAAUCCAGAGAUCCAACUCUCUUUUUGUAAACGGACAAUGUCGCUGGCCAGGCUGUGAUAAAGUCUUUGAAGGGUAUACACAUUUUUUGAAACAUCUGAACCAAGAGCACAGCACAGAUGAUAAAACAAUUGCACAGUGGCGAGUUCAGCAAGAUCUGGUACACAACAUGGAGAAUCAGCUCAUUCAGGAGAAGCAGAAACUUCACGCGAUGCAACUUCACCUUCAACUGCUUGAAUGCAUCUCGACACGUACCGGGGCUGCUCCAGGCUGUUGGAGGCCGCUGGUACCAAAUUUGCCCCAGGUGGGGGAGCCAGAUGGCAGGACAGAGAGAGCUAGUGAAGCACCAGUACAACAGGAACCCUGGCACAUACUCCUACCACACCUGCUGCCAGAUUUUGUUAGCAGCGUUGAAUACUACAAAUAUGCCAAUAUACGACCUCCAUAUACUUAUGCUUUCUUAAUCAGAUGGUCAAUUCUAGAAGCCCCAGAAAAACAGCGGACGCUAAACGAAAUUUACAACUGGUUCACAAGAAUGUUCUUCUACUUCCGUCAUAAUUCUCCUACAUGGAAGAAUGCUGUGCGACACAAUCUUAGUCUCCACAAAUGCUUUGUGCGGGUGGACGGGAGGACAGGGGCUGUGUGGACAGUGGACGAGGAAGAGUUUCAGAAGAGAAAAGGGCAGAAAAUCCACAGGGACUACACUUUGAAAUGGCUGACACCCUUCUCCCAUUGUUCAUCCCACGAAGCCUCAGAUGUAUCAGUAAAAGCCACAAAUUCUCAGUGAAAUGAAGUGAAAGUGAAGUAUGCAGAAAAUCAAUAAGUUCCGCUUUAGAUGUCAGAGAUUUAGUAGGCCUAUUAUCCUCAAGGAUGGAAUAUUUGUUAAUAUUCAUUUUUUUGUAUCUCUGAAGAAAUGCCAACUAGUCUUCCUUAAAAUAUGACGUUACUGUCUUGCUUUAUAUAAUUUUAUGUAUGUGAUGUAAUACAAAAUACGACAGCAAUAACAUAUUAGAAAAGUCAAAAUGAUUCCGUGUUUCACUUUGACGGACCAGACUCCAACCUGACCAGAAGAGGGCAUCUGUGCGCGCGCACAUUUUUUGGGUGUGGUAAUUCUGUAACAGAGCAGGCAAAGACAAAAAGCAUCAAAACUGCUGGAAUGAAAGACAAAGAAAUUUCCUCUCCACAUUUUUAAAUCGUAUUCUGAUCCUUCUUACUCUGUAAAACUACUCAAAACUGAGCCACUGAAUCAGGUCAAGGUCAAAUUGUAGGCUAUGUUGAAUCAAAUAUGUCUUAUGAAAUGACUCACCACGUUAAUUUGAAUUAGAAUUCUAUGCUUUAUCUGCUUAUACUUCAUCAGGACACUUUUUAAACCCUAUUUUGCACAUUUGUGAAUUCAUGUUGCAGUCUAAAGGUGGAGAGUACAUAAAUCAACUGCAUCUGCUCCCCUGUGGUUCUCUGUUUUGUCUUCCAGCUUGAUGGGAAUGCAUCCACCCCUCAUGAUGCUUCAGCCUGUGCUUUUGUGCUCCUCUGCCACCACAGGCUUUUGCUCACCCGUCAAUUCCAGUGCCACUAUGUGAAUUGUCACAAUGUCAUUGAUAUAUAACCUAUUCACCAAUACAUGGAUAUAAUCUUACAUUCAUUACAACUUCCGCUAAGUAAAAUAGUGCGUACCAAAUAGCCUACUUCAUGUGACACAAAUAUGCCUUCAGUGUGAUACAAAAAACAUGAACAAAUGGGCUGCCUGGACAAAUCAGUAGAGAUGGAACAAACAAUGCAACAACAAACAAUGGAACAACAAUCUAUUUAACAAAUUGCUCAGCCGAGAAAUAAAUAAAUUGAUGCACUGGAAACACUUCACUCUGAUGACACCUGCUGGUCAAAACAGUAAAGGUGAACACAACCCAGAAGACAUCUUUUACAAACCAAUUUAUGUUUGAUGAAAGUAUAACUGAAAGUCAAUGAAUUCAGUUGAUUAUGAAGUGUGUAUAUAAUUUUUAUUCUUUUUUAAGUUGUAGCGUUUGUUUUAUUAUUUUAGGCAGGACUUGACUAAGAAAGCCAAUAAGAAACUAUUUUCACUCUACCUUUUUAAUUAUGCAUGUUUGUUGAAAUUAAAAUCAUUAGAAACGAAGCCUUGUUUGCUGCGAUCAUGUGACUAUAGCUAUCUAUAAUGUUCUUAAAUAAUUAAGAAUCGUGUAAUGAACUUAAUUUUAAGAAUGACUUGUCAAUUCUAUAAAUAUUUUAAAGUUUGUGAAAUGCACUGUUGUGGUGUGUUCCAAAAUUAAAGACAAAAUAUUUCCACCCGUUUUAUUGCUCACAUUUUCCAGCCGUCUCAGUGGGACUCCUCAUGCCUGCUGAUAAUUUUAUUGGUUGAGCACUGAUCUGACAAAAUAUUUCAAACCCUAUAUUUUUUUUCUUUCUUGUUUCCAUGGCCUUAAGUGCUGCAGAUGUAUUAUGAUGAAAAAUAGGCAGUUGACAGCCGCAGGCUAGAGUUAGCUGGACCUUAAUUACACUUGGAGCAUUUCCUUCAGAACACACCUCGUUAUACCGGCUCUGGACAGCCUCACUGUUUCUGACAGCUGCCUCUCUCUGUGUCAGGUGCUUAUUACCUGCUCUUCCUCCCCUGUGGACUUCCAAACAGGUGUCUCAGUGUUAUACGACUGCUGUGUUUUCAUUACCUGAACCUGCCCUAGAUAUGCAGUGGAAACAGAGGAUGGAAUGUCCUUAGUGGACUUUCUGCAGAGUUUUAUAGCCAGAGAAAACAUUAAGCUUUAAUGGACAGUGUCCCUUUUUUUUACUGUUUAUUUUUAUGAUUUUCAGGCUAGAUAGUUGAGCACAAUCAUAGUUAUUUUCUACACACUCACAAUAGAUGUGUUUUGGUGGAAAGUGUGUCAUCUCUGAGAUUUUUUUUUUUUUUCACAGAUUCAAAUGUUAGAAAUACAGGUUGUUCUGUAAUUUUGUUUUUAAAGUAUUGCAGUGGAGCUCAGAUACCUAUUCAUUCUUCUAUUGUAGACUGUACUGUCAAGUUAUUCCUGAAUGGUCUGUUUGGUGGACUACAACGGUAAGAAUAAAAUAGUCUAUUGUUGAAUCAAAUUCAUGUGUUUUCUAUUAACAACUUGACAAAUUCC
Molecule: messenger RNA, 3660 nt
Organism: Carassius gibelio (silver crucian carp)
Lineage: Eukaryota; Metazoa; Chordata; Actinopteri; Cypriniformes; Cyprinidae
Product: forkhead box protein P3
Exons: 13
Coding region: 24-1322 (432 amino acids)
Biological process (GO): regulation of transcription by RNA polymerase II
Cellular component (GO): nucleus
Molecular function (GO): DNA-binding transcription repressor activity, RNA polymerase II-specific; RNA polymerase II cis-regulatory region sequence-specific DNA binding
Source: RefSeq, a predicted model, not a curated record